Molecule: messenger RNA, 1355 nt
Organism: Aplysia californica (California sea hare)
Lineage: Eukaryota; Metazoa; Mollusca; Gastropoda; Aplysiida; Aplysiidae
Product: major facilitator superfamily domain-containing protein 4A
Biological process (GO): transmembrane transport
Source: RefSeq, a predicted model, not a curated record
GCGACAAUGUGUUAAUCUUUCCGUAAGCCUCAUGCGCGCUUACAGCCCACAACUAAUCGCGGAAGUUGAAAACAAACAGAUACAGAUAGAGAAAUGUCUGUCCCUCCGUGUUGACAUUUGCUAUUAACCCAGCUCCACUCGUCUGUCAGCCAGCCUUACACGGAUGUAUUUCAAACACCCAACACCACCAUGGCCAAUAGAGACAGUCGCAUUUCGAUCCGAUUGCGCGUGUGGGCUUUUGGCUUUUACUCAGCUGAGCUCACGUUCGGCGUAGUCCUACGACACGACACACGGACGAACUCACAACGACGGCUCAAGCUUGCUUGUAACAAGAUCGCUUGUUGCCUUUUGACAACUUGUUGAGAUCUCUUAUGGAAGUUGUAGUGAACGUUCAGUGUGUGUUUUCCUGGAUUUUAAAAUGAUAGUAUGGUGUCCAUGAUUCCUCGCACAAGCCUUUUACUUGUCACCGACGCAGAGACACUGCUACCCCAGUCCAUCUCUUCAGCGACCGUUGACGAAAAACCUCAUCACAAACCCGUCGCUGUAAAACGCCGUAACAACCACCACAGCUCCCAGAUUUACGAGGAGUUCUGUCUCCGAGCUGGUUCAUGACAACUUCCGGAACGGACAAAUCUGGACAAGGGUCAUACUCUUGUCGUUUCUCUCGAAAUAUAUUUUUAGUCAGGCUGUGACUAUUUAUAGAUUUGUUCAUAGGCUGUGAAUAUUUAUAGAUUUUGUAUCUCUUCUGAGUAUUCCUGGAAAUCUUGAUACUCAAAGCGCCAGGCACUUUUAAGACUUAAUUGUGUUUCAAGUGCAGUAAAACUCUCACUAAAACACACACACGCACACCAAAACUCUAAGCACAUUAAAAAGUCGCGAAGAGCUUAAUUUACUGAAUACAAAGAAUCCUUACUUGGCAGUUUUCCCGCGCUAUCUGACGAGGCAGCCAUGUCGGACGACGCUCCGCAUUCUUUCCGGACUUCCGUUCCACCGCACGACGACGGCGACAAACAUGCGCAGAACGGGUCGCGGACCAAAGAGCCGAAAUUCACGACGCUCGCCCACCACGAGAAAGAGAAAAUGGGCGAGGAUUCGCAGUGGGUGCAACACACGAGCGUGCACACUCGGGACGAGACGAUCUCCUUCUGGAAGCUAUUUUUAGACAACUGGAUAUACGUCAUGACCUACUGCACGACCUUCGGAAGUUUCGGAGUGUGUGUCGGCUUCCUGGGACCCACCGUCUUCGACCUGGGCUGCCAGACGCACUCUGACCUCAAGGAAAUGAACUGGGUGUUUUUCGUACAGCUCAUCAUGACCCUUGUAGGAUCCAUCUCGGCAGGAUUCCUCGCCGACAA